Molecule: messenger RNA, 1694 nt
Organism: Spizellomyces punctatus DAOM BR117
Lineage: Eukaryota; Fungi; Chytridiomycota; Chytridiomycetes; Spizellomycetales; Spizellomycetaceae
Exons: 2
Coding region: 57-1580 (507 amino acids)
Molecular function (GO): 1-alkyl-2-acetylglycerophosphocholine esterase activity
Source: RefSeq, a predicted model, not a curated record
CGCUCUGGACGUUGUUUCUGCCCCCCAGGAAUGGGGUUGACUUUCAUCUCAUCCGCAUGAGUGUUGCAUCCGCCAGAGCAUUUUCUGUUUUUAAUAGGCAUAAGCAUCUUUGUUUUCAAAAAGCAUCCUUUGUAUUUUCUAGAUCUCUUGUUAUAUCGUCACACACUAUGUCUGAAGUGAAGCUCAUCGAAGAGUCUCAACCUUCUGGAGAUGCCACUUCCAGCAGUGCUUCAAGCACACUCAAUAACACACUCAGCAACUCCAUCACUUCGGGGUCCGGCCAGUCCCUGACUUCAAAGGAGACUAUAGUUGCGCAGCGUCCAUGGUUCAAGCGGUUAUUUCCUCACUUGCCGGACUACUUGGGUCCAUACCCAGUUGGCGUGCACGACAUUGAAACCCCGCCGAAUUCUGCCAAGAAUACGAAAGGAGUGCUUAUCCGAUUAUAUUAUCCGACCACAUUGGCAGCAACAAAAGCGCAUAGCCGGGCCAAGUGGUUGCCAAAGGGAACGAUGUACUCGGUCGGUUACGGAAGCUUUUCAAAACUCCCUACAAUACUUGCGUUGGCUUUUAUUUAUCCUUUGUUGGCGGGCGUCAAAACACCGGGGUAUCUAAAUGCUCCUUUGCGGCAUGCUGGUAAGGGCGAUGACACCUCCCCGCCAUUGCCCACUCGACUUCCGUGUAUGAUCUUCUCUCACGGCCUGGGCGGCAUGCGAACAACAUAUUCUACCUUUUGCGGUAAUAUUGCUUCCCAGGGCUUCAUUGUUGCGGCGAUUGAGCACCGUGAUGGGUCUGCGGCGGUCGCAUCCCGAAACGCGUAUAAAGAGAAGAUACGCUACAGAAACCCCAAUAAUGACGAUCGGAAGCCAGGAGAGACGGUAGACGAGUACCUGUUACGCUUCAGACGAAGUCAGGUGGAGUUUAAGGCCGGAGAAGUGAAGGAGGUCAUGCAACUGUUGAGGGACUUGGACGCCGGUGCGGCUAUUGAGAAUUUGAUGGGAACGAAGCGGACAGCGGGAUUUGAGGGACAGUUCACAGGACGAUUUGAUUUUGACAAUUGGGUGAUGUCGGGACACUCCUUUGGGGGUGCAACCUGUCUGACGGCUCUUCAAGAUCCUAGCAAUCCCUUCAAAUGUGGAAUUGCCUUGGAUCCUUGGAUGCAUGCAGUGUCCGAUGCGCGCCAUGUCGACAAACCCUUCAUAUCCGUUCAGUCGGAAAACUUUCAAUGGAAGAUCAACCUUGAUCCUCUAGCGAAUAUGUUCUCUCACACCGAAUGCUCCUCAAAAUCCCGAUUCGGUGUUCUUCGCGGCACAGCUCAUCAGGACCUGUCGGAUUUUCCUCCUCUCUUCCCAGGAGUGAUGAAGAGAAUAAAACUAUCUGGGGCAGGGGAUCCGAUCCGUGCGUUGCAAUUGUACCAUGAGUGGCAUAUGCAGUUUUUGAAGGAAGAGCUUGAGACCGAGGUGCCAUUUGGAGAUUAUCCAGGCUUUGAGAAGGAAAGCAAGGAUAGGCCAAAGGAAAUUGUGGAAGGGAAAGAGGCGUUUGAUAUGUUGUAUGCAUCCAUUCGCCAUGAUUGGGGUCGAUAGGGGAAACGAUCCAGAUUGUACUUAAUCGUUAUAUAUAUAUAUAUAUAUAUAUAUCUAUAUGACAUCUUAUUAUAUUGGAACAUAGAUUGUAUGAAUCUAAACGAGUAACUACAA